Messenger RNA from Oxyura jamaicensis (ruddy duck), 5006 nucleotides. RefSeq names its product ceramide transporter 1 (gene CERT1). Gene Ontology annotation, biological process: ER to Golgi ceramide transport. Lineage: Eukaryota; Metazoa; Chordata; Aves; Anseriformes; Anatidae. Gene Ontology annotation, molecular function: phosphatidylinositol-4-phosphate binding. Gene Ontology annotation, cellular component: Golgi apparatus. The coding region runs from base 124 to 1998 and encodes 624 amino acids. The transcript has 18 exons. The record is from RefSeq and is a predicted model, not a curated record.
AGGGCGGGGGGGGAGCCCGAAGGCUCCGCGACUACGUCCGUUGGGCUGGAGGACGCCGAGGCUGCGGUGGGCGGGGGCCGCUCGGCUGUUCCCUGCUCGGCGGUGGCUGCGGCUCGGGUCUCCAUGUCGGACAACCAGAGCUGGAAUUCCUCCGGCUCCGAGGAGGACCCCGAGACCGAGCUCGGGCUGCCUGUUGAGCUCUGCGGGGUGCUCAGCAAGUGGACCAACUAUAUUCAUGGGUGGCAAGAUCGAUGGGUAGUUCUGAAAAGCAACACACUCAGUUAUUACAAGUCUGAAGAUGAAACAGAAUAUGGCUGCAGAGGCUCUAUCUGUCUGAGCAAGGCUGUCAUCACACCCCAUGACUUUGAUGAAUGCAGAUUUGAUAUUAGUGUAAACGACAGUGUUUGGUACCUCCGAGCUCAGGACCCGGACCACAGGCAACAGUGGGUAGAUGCAAUAGAACAACACAAGACUGAAUCUGGCUAUGGAUCAGAGUCAAGCUUACGCCGCCAUGGCUCCAUGGUGUCUCUUGUUUCUGGAGCAAGUGGAUACUCUGCAACAUCCACCUCUUCGUUCAAGAAGGGCCAUAGCUUACGUGAGAAGCUUGCAGAGAUGGAAACCUUUAGAGACAUCUUGUGUAGACAAGUUGAUACAUUACAGAAAUACUUUGAUGCCUGUGCAGAUGCUGUUUCCAAAGAUGAACUCCAGAGAGAUAAAGUGGUAGAAGAUGAUGAAGAUGAUUUCCCUACAAUGCGUUCUGAUGGGGAUUUUUUACAUAACAGUAACAGCAGUAAGGAAAAAUUAUUUCCACAUGUGACCCCCAAAGGAAUUAAUGGCAUAGACUUUAAAGGAGAAGCUAUAACUUUCAAAGCAACUACUGCUGGAAUCCUGGCUACACUAUCUCAUUGUAUUGAACUAAUGGUAAAACGUGAAGAAAGCUGGCAAAAAAGGCUAGAUAAGGAGACAGAGAAAAGGAGAAGAGCAGAAGAAGCAUACAAAAAUGCUAUGACAGAACUGAAGAAGAAGUCCCACUUUGGAGGGCCUGACUAUGAGGAGGGUCCUAAUAGUCUGAUUAAUGAAGAAGAGUUUUUUGAUGCUGUUGAAGCUGCUCUCGAUAGACAGGAUAAAAUGGAAGAACAGUCUCAAAGUGAAAAGGUCAGAUUACACUGGCCAACAUCCUUACCUUCUGGAGAUGCUUAUUCUGCUGUGGGGACUCACCGAUUUGUCCAAAAGCCCUAUAGUCGCUCUUCCUCCAUGUCUUCCAUUGAUCUAGUCAGUGCCUCUGAUGAUGUUCACAGAUUCAGCGCACAGGUGGAAGAGAUGGUACAAAACCAUAUGACUUACUCCUUACAAGAUGUAGGAGGAGAUGCCAAUUGGCAGCUAGUGGUUGAAGAAGGAGAAAUGAAGGUAUACAGAAGAGAGGUGGAAGAGAAUGGAAUAGUUUUAGAUCCCUUGAAGGCAACACAUGCAGUUAAAGGGGUAACAGGACAUGAAGUUUGCCACUACUUCUGGAAUGUUGAUGUUCGUAAUGACUGGGAAACAACGAUUGAAAAUUUUCAUGUCGUGGAAAAUUUAGCUGAUAAUGCAAUCAUCAUUUACCAGACACAUAAGAGGGUGUGGCCAGCUUCUCAACGGGACGUGCUAUAUUUGUCUGCCAUCAGAAAGAUACCAGCAUUCAGUGAAAAUGAUCCUGAGACAUGGAUUGUAUGCAACUUUUCUGUGGAACAUGAUAGUGCUCCUCUGAACAAUCGCUGUGUCCGUGCCAAAAUAAAUAUCGCUAUGAUUUGUCAGACGUUAGUAAGCCCACCAGAGGGGAACAAGGAAAUAAGCAGAGACAACAUCUUAUGCAAGAUUACAUAUGUAGCUAAUGUGAAUCCAGGAGGAUGGGCACCAGCAUCAGUGUUACGAGCAGUGGCAAAGCGAGAAUAUCCCAAGUUCCUGAAGCGUUUUACAUCAUAUGUGCAAGAGAAAACAGCAGGAAAGCCUAUUUUAUUCUAGUACUAGCAGUGAACAGAACAAGACUGGGUGAGCAUUCCACGUUGGAGAAAUGACCAUGCAUAGAGCACUCCAUGCUGGAACGAAGGAUCUACAGUCUUCUUAUGGCCCAAAUCCUAGGCUUUGUAUACUGAAGUGAAGAAAUGUUGCAACACCAUGAGGCUGAAUAUUUAACACUAGAUCUUUCCUGCUAACUUUUCUUGCUGAAUCAGUGUGUAAUUAUAAAUACAUGUAUUGAUAACAUGUAUAUGGCUCUAUUUUUCUUUGCUUGCUUUGGACAAGGAAGAACAUACAACUUUGAAUCACCAAUGUGAGUUACUGCUUUUAUUUUAAGCAACUGGCAGAAUUUUGUGGUCAGCCUUCCCCAGAUACUUACAUAGUUUUUGUGCAUGUCUAAAAAGCACAAAUGCACAUAUAGCAUACUGUAUGUGCUUUAUAUGCAUAAAAAUCUGUAGUAUUUUGGGGCAGGGGGGUAGAAAGAGGAGUUCAGUAAAGCCUAGGUGAAUUACUGGCAGGUUUUGUUUUGCUUUGUAUAAUCAUAGUUCAUUGCUGCUGGUUUCUAUAAUGAAUCAUCUUGUUACAUAAAUUGUCAGUUAAUAACUGAGGGCUGUCAAUAUCCUUAUGACUUUGCCUUUUCUAUUGUCUUACUCUUAUGAAGAUCUUUGGCUCUGAAGGAGUAAGAGUGUGAAAAGCUUUAUUUUUUUCCAGAUAUCUUUAUAUUUCUAUUGUAUUUUUUAGUUAUGUAAUAUGUGCUACAGAAUUUUUGUUAUUAAACAUGACCCAGAAAUUUCUGGAAAGAUUCUAUGUGAGAGGGCAAGAGACUGCCCAAAAGCUAGAAGACAUCUGUCCAUGCUAUAUGUGGACUGCUUUCUUGCAUGAUAUCUAGGGGGCUUUUCUGAAGCUGUCAGAAGGUACACUAUAUUUAUUGAAGUAAUUUGGACUACAUAGGACAACAUUCCCAGUCUAGAAUGAGGAUGAAUACAUUAUUUUCAAAUCCUGCAUGUGUUUUCCUCACCUUAAUAAAGCCAUGCUAUGAGGCUCAUGUAGAAAGUGAGUUGUGUUGAUACUUGCCACUUGAUCAAAAACCCUUCAGAGCUAUGACAGUGCAUAGUUCUUAUUGGAAAGUUCCCUUUAGUUGCUGUGAGAAUUUAAAUGUCAGAUAUUUGCCUGCCUUUAAUUCUGGAGAUGCUCAUUGGGAGAGGACUCUGGCAGACUGGUUUUUGCUUUGAGACAUGUUAUCCGUGUCCUGUAGUUGGAAAUUAUUCAGAGCCUACUGGGUGUUUCACUGACCUGUGUAUUUCAAGGAAAAAGUUUGAUAUAUUUUUUCAAAAGAAAGUGAAAGUCUUAUUUGAUAUAGUAUGGUAGGUGCCUGAAAAUAACUAUAAAAUAGUAACUUAAUGAAGAUUUGGUGAAUGAUUAAAUGUGAUCAGUGCAGUAUUGGAAAAAAUUUUCACCUGUUCAUUUUCUCUAUAGAGAUGGUCAUACCUAACACAUGAUUACACAUGCACAGAGAUUUCAUGCUCCGUAACUCUACCUUUUUUAUUUGCCUUUCUCUAAAGGUGUGCAUGGAAUAUGCCUUAUUACAGAAUUACUCUGUUAAUUUGAAUAUGUAGAAAAGUGCCUAUAUGGUAGUGCUAGUAAGGCAAAUAAGACAAAAAUUUGUACAUGUUUACUAUAUCACCAGUGAGCAUUUUAUAUAGUGAUGAUAAAAAAUAAUUCUUAUACCUCAAAUAUACUUCAUCUUUUUACAAUCAACUAAACAAUGGUUCAUUCACCAUAGCCACUGAUGGGAACUUCAAAAAAAAAAAAAAAAAUGGUCCAGAAUAUGAAAAGUUUAAUUCCUUAUUUGCCUUUUCUGGUAAUAGUUGUUGAACACAGGCAAGUAACUGUUUCUUAAUUUAAUUGGAUAGCUUUAUUUUACAAAGGUAUGGAAGUUUACAAAGCAGUAUAUAAAUCUUUUAUUAUUAGUUGCAUUUGCACUAAAUGUGAUGUACUUUUGCGAUUUAUUCUGUAAAUAAAAUUACACUACAGAUACUCUUUGUAAGAAAUACACUUUACUUUUAGAUAAAGGCACUGGUACUUCACUACAGCUAGCCCUGCCCAAUCAGUAUUGUAAGAAGGCUUCCUAAAAAGCUACAGAAGUACUUGCAAGAUUGAAACAUAGAUAUUAAUUGACUUCUUAAUUUAAAAAAAAAAAAAGGCAGCUUUCUACAGGCCUCAGAUUGUCUGUGUUUUAAGUAACCAUUAGAUCCUUUCUUGAGGAAAAAUCUGAAGGACUUUUAUGGUUUUAUAAAAUUUCCCCUUUCUUCUGAACCCAACUGUUUUUCCAGACACUGCCACAUAUAUGUGCACUCUUGAGUUCACUUCAUCCUGUUAAUGGAUCUGUAGCAUUUAUACUACGAUUUCCUUUGCAGAAGAAGCCCCUAACUGUAGAAGGGAUGUUUCUAUAACUUGAACCAAUUUGGAGGGCUGAAAACGCAGCAGUCUUCUCCAUUUAAUAUUGUUUUCUGAAUAUCUCUUUUGGGAGAAUUUUGUUGUUGCUGAUCUAGAUCUGAAGGAAAUUACUUGAUGAAACCUUUAAGGGGAAUGAGGAUGAGCAAUAGGCAUUGUUACCCUGUCUGAGAACCUGAACAUCUCACUUGGAGAAAUUUAUCUGUGAAAAAUGUGAUACAUUUUGGGGGGUGGAGGGAAUUACCUUUUACUUAAUUGGGCUGAGCUGGCAUAUCUGAAGUUGUGCAGAUUUCUUUAAACUAAUCAGAUUGUCCACCUGUAUUUUUGUCAAGUUGUACAGAUAACACUGUAUUUGAAUUGCCACUGUUCAUCUACAGACUCAAAACAUGAAUCAUAUUUUUGAGUACUUUGAGUGUGUAGAGUGUAACUGUUAUAUAAUAGCUUUAUAAUCCUAAUGAUAAGUUUUAAAAAUUAAAAGUUGGCUCUUCCAUGUUACAAUCACAAAUUUAAAACCAGUAUUUAAAAGUGAAAAGUAUUAAAAAAAAAAUUAUGAAGAAAAA